Messenger RNA from Camponotus floridanus (Florida carpenter ant), 837 nucleotides. RefSeq names its product 39S ribosomal protein L40, mitochondrial (gene mRpL40). The coding region runs from base 149 to 760 and encodes 203 amino acids. Gene Ontology annotation, cellular component: mitochondrial large ribosomal subunit; mitochondrial ribosome. The record is from RefSeq and is a predicted model, not a curated record. The transcript is spliced from 5 exons. NCBI's taxonomy places the organism in Eukaryota, Metazoa, Arthropoda, Insecta, Hymenoptera, Formicidae.
UUCCGAUUGAUUACUUCGACAUGUUAGAGAUUUUAAUGGUUAGUAAAUUUCUAAAUUGUAUGCUGGUAAUACUGCGCGCUACUACUAUCAUCUAGUGACACUGUAUAUGUGAGGUUAUUUGUAAAAGUAAGGAAAUUAUCCUGCCAAGAUGAGUUUUUUAAAUUUAUUGCCUAUAUUUUCACGAUUAUCUGUACAUACUGUAUCUGGCAUUCGAAAUAUAUCGGCAUGCACUAAUCCAUUGUACUUCAAAGUUAGUAAUGCGCUCUUGGGAGAACCAUUGAAAAAAAAGAAAAAAUUAGAUCCCGCGAUUAUCAGGGCACGAGAGGAAAGAAAAAAAAAAAAGUUAGAAAAGCAAAUUCGUAAAUUAGAGAAAGCCACCAAACAAUUGAAACCAGUCUCUGAACUAGAAAUACCAUUGAAGUUAAUAGAUGAAAAAAAAAAAAGGUUGCGACAGCUUCCAAAGCUAUCAGAAGAGGAAGUAGAAUCUAGAAUCUUAUUGCAAAAAGAGUGGUCUAGAUAUAAAACUCAACAACAUUUAAAUAAUGUUCAGAUUAUAGAUUCUAUAUUCUAUUCGCAACAGAAAGCACUCGAUGAACUUAGAGCAGAAUCAGAACAACUAUAUCAAGAAGCAAUACACAGAGAUUUUAAACUUUUGCCAUAUACAGCUAAAGGUCCAUUAAAAACGCCAGCAAUAGAAAAUUACGAUAGUCCAGAUGGAAAUUAUAUAAAUAUGACUCGGAAAUUUGAUGGAGAGGAAUAAGUUUGAUGUGUAUGAAGAGGAUGAAUUACACUCUGUCAGAAAAUUCGUAUGUAAAUAAAGCAUAUAUUUUCAAAUCA